GGGGAGUUCGCUUGAUUUUGUUUUCCAUCUGGCACUGCGAUUUUUCUGGAAGGUCAGUUGGACAAUGCAGUCCCCUCAGUUUUGAUGCAUUUGUAGUUAGUAAUCCCAUCCAAUCGAAUCGAUUAAUGUUUAUUUGCGAGAGCGUGAUCUUAGACAUGGGGGGCUGAAUAUGUUUUAAAUACAAUACAAACCAUCCUUUUCGAUUUUCCUGAACAUUCAGCAUUCAAUACAAACCGCCCGCUCUGCCACGUAGGUAGUUGGUAAAAAUGUUCCGUGUGGGAGGUGGGGAUGAUAUGCUGGAAAGGAAACCAUGAUUAAUUAUUUUGCAUAAUUGAUCAGGCUAGGGUUCUGAAGUUAGUUAUUUUUUUUAUUGCUUUAGAGUUCAGAUUUAUUGUUAUCAGUAAAUACCGGGAUUCUUUCUUAAUGAAUAGUAGGAUCCUCUUAUGCUAUAUCAUUCCAUUCUUAAAUUUUGAAUAGCAGGCACUACCAUAUAUCAUCACCAAAUGUGGGCAUGGUUGUGUACUAUUGGGCCUUCUAUCAUGUUAUGGCAACCAUACCAUUCUAUCAAUUUCAAUUUUUAUAAUCAAUCUUGGAAAUUAGCUUGCCUGUUUGAAUGUACAUGUCACUUGUUACCUUACUCUGAAGUUCCAUUGUGAGGUUGUGCCAUACCGUCCCUUUCAUUUCUUGGUAACCGUCACACCAGGUAUACUUUCUCUGUUCAGAGAGUGAUUGGGAUUUCAAGGAAUGAGUUCUUCAUCACAUCGUGCCGAAUAUAACCGAAGUUACAUGGCUAUGGUGCCUAGUGAUUUUUCAUACCAUGGGGUUGUGGACAAUGGCCCCACUGGAUUUACCCAAGGUUCGCGUGAGGAAGCCUGUAAACUUGGUCCAUCAUGGUAUUUCAGUAGAAAGGAAUUAGAGGAAAAUUCUCCAUCCAGAAGGGAUGGCAUUGAUUGGAAGAAAGAGUCGAACCUUCGAAAGUCAUAUUGCAAGUUUCUACAAGAAUUGGGGAAGAAGCUUAAAUUGCCUCAACUGACGAUUGCUACAGCUAUGGUAUUCUGUCAUCGUUUUUACCUUCGCCAGUCCCUUGUAAAAAAUGAUAGACGAAUAAUCGCCACAGUUUGUAUGUUCUUAGCUGGAAAAGUUGAAGAAACACCCAUACCUUUGAAGGAUGUCAUCCUGAUUUCUUACGAGUUUAUUCAUAAGAAGGACCCUACGGCUGGUCAGAGAAUCAAGCAGCAGAAGGAAUUAUUUGAUAAACAAAAGGAACUUAUUUUACUUGGGGAGCGAGUUGUACUUGUAACACUCGAGUUUGACCUGAAUAUUCAUCAUGCUUACAAGCCCUUGGUUGAAGCAAUAAGGAGAUUCAAUGUUGGUGAUAUAAAUAAUUUUCCUCAGGUUGCCUGGAGUUUUGUAAAUGAUGGGCUGAGUAGUACUUCGCUUUGCCUGCAAUUCGAGCCUCAUCAUAUUGCAGCAGGUGCUAUCUUUUUGACUGCUAAGUUUCUCAAAGUGAAGCUCCCUUCUGAUGGUGAUAAGGUUUGGUGGCAGGAAUUUGGUGUCACGCUAGAACAGCUUGAAGAUUUUAGCAACCAAAUGUUGGAGUUGUAUCAGAAAAACCGUACAACACAGGCACAACCAUCACAUGGGGGUGAAGCCAAAGGUAUCUCUGCUGGUGUGCGUAAUCAACAUUCAUCUGUAAAAUCUGAAGAAAACACCAAGGAACCAUCUGCUCAUGGACGUCAUCAAGUAUCCAGACCGACAAAUUUGCAGCAUUCUUCCUCAACAGCUGCUCCAGGUCACCAUGACGUUGGGCACUCAAAUUCAGACAAGCAUUUUUCUGGCCACAAAAUACUUCAAAAUGACAAUGGUGGAAGCAAAGUAAAGAACAGGAGUGGAACUAAAUUGGAUGCUUGCAUGGACAGAUUGCACCAUGACAAAAGGUCCUCGCCUGGACAUCAUUAUUCCAAGGCCAGCUAUGAGUCUCAUAAUCUAGCGGAAGAACAUAAACCACAUGGAUCACAUGAUAAUUCCAAUGAAACAAGAGAUAGUGUUGGUGACAAAGAAGCUCCUGGGUUGUCAACAUUGAAAAUGGAUGUGGUGCACAAAAUCGACAAGAAUAAGGUAAAAGCAGCUUUGGAGAAGCAAAGCAAAUCGGAAGGUGGUGUUUCAACAAAGGUAAAUGCAAUGGACGAUGACGAUCUACUUGAUAGAGGGCUAGAACAUGGUGUUGAAUUAGCUGUUGAGGAUGAGAAGGUUAAGCAGGGCAAGUGGGACAACUUGUCCCAUGGUAGCAUGCCUCCAGCUGAUCUUCAAGACACUAACCAAGCAAUGGAGAACGGUCACCAUGCCAAGCAGGGUGUACCAACAACUGCUGAAGACAUGGGCUUUCCAGACAGUAAAGAACAUCAUCCUCCAGCAUUUCAUAGGCAAACUGAUGUUCCUGAGCACAAGGCACAGCAGCUUGAUCACACGUUGAAGCACCAAAAGGGCCAGGAUCAUUCUCAAAUUUUAUGAAGACACCUGAGCAGGAUGAAAAAGACUACAAAAGGCUCAAGCUUGAAUGUUUACAUGAUUUUGGAUGGGUUUAAUGGAAACUGGCGAACUACAGGCAAUUCGGUAUCGAAUUCAUUGUAUGGUGCCCGAUGCAUUUUGAUGAGCAUGUAUCUUCUUCAUUGGUGCCUGAGGAUGCUGGAGCGACACAAAAAUGUUGUAUUGUGCAACAUCUAGAUGAGUCGAUGGUGAUGUGUCUCACAAACGACACAACAGAUUGCACUUUAUAAUAUGAGGAAUGUUGCGCUGCCAAUAUUUGUUACGUUCCAACAAGCACUGGAAUAUAUGAAUGAAACAUGCUCACGCUUCUGGUAUUCA
This is a messenger RNA of Sorghum bicolor (sorghum), 2865 nucleotides long. Its product is annotated as cyclin-T1-4. Gene Ontology annotation, biological process: regulation of transcription by RNA polymerase II; positive regulation of DNA-templated transcription, elongation. Gene Ontology annotation, cellular component: nucleus; cyclin/CDK positive transcription elongation factor complex. The transcript is spliced from 6 exons. NCBI's taxonomy places the organism in Eukaryota, Viridiplantae, Streptophyta, Magnoliopsida, Poales, Poaceae. Gene Ontology annotation, molecular function: cyclin-dependent protein serine/threonine kinase activator activity. The record is from RefSeq and is a predicted model, not a curated record. Bases 745 to 2511 code for a protein of 588 amino acids.